AUGUCGCAGUCGGUUCCUGUGCUGGGGGAGGAUAAGCUCAUGGCCAUCCUGACGGAGCGAGAGCUGAAGAUCUACUGGGGGACCGCCACCACGGGCAAGCCGCACGUGGCCUACUUCGUGCCCAUGUCCAAGAUCGCAGACUUCCUGAAGGCAGGGUGUGAGGUGACGAUACUCUUUGCUGACCUCCAUGCUUACCUAGACAACAUGAAGGCCCCCUGGGAGCUGCUGGAGUUGCGCACCCGCUAUUACGAGAACGUGAUCAAAGCCAUGCUGGAGAGCAUUGGGGUGCCCCUGGAAAAGCUGAAGUUCGUCCGGGGCACUGACUACCAGCUCAGCAAGGAGUACACGCUGGACGUGUACCGCCUCUCGUCCGUGGUGACGCAGCACGACGCGAAGAAGGCGGGAGCGGAGGUGGUGAAGCAGGUGGAGCACCCCUUGCUGAGCGGUUUGCUCUACCCUGGCCUGCAGGCCCUGGAUGAGGAGUACCUCAAGGUCGACGCACAGUUUGGAGGAGUUGAUCAGAGGAAGAUAUUCACCUUUGCAGAGAAGUACCUUCCUUCCCUGGGCUAUGCCAAGCGCGUCCAUUUGAUGAACCCCAUGGUUCCCGGUCUGACAGGCAGCAAAAUGAGCUCGUCAGAAGAGGACUCAAAGAUUGACCUUCUGGACCGCAAGGAGGAUGUGAAGAAGAAGUUGAAGAAGGCUUUCUGCGAGCCAGGGAACGUGGAGAACAACGGUGUCCUCUCCUUCAUCAAGCACGUCCUCUUUCCCCUUAAGUCAGAGUUUGUGGUUCUGCGAGAAGAAAAAUGGGGAGGAAACAAAACCUACACAGCCUAUGAGGCCCUGGAGAAGGACUUUGCUGAGCAGGUCGUGCAUCCCGGAGACUUGAAGAACUCGGUGGAAGUGGCCCUGAACAAACUGCUCGACCCCAUCAGAGAGAAAUUCAACAGCCCGGAACUGAAGCAGCUGACCAACGCAGCGUAUCCCAACCCGUCCAAAGCCAAGCCUGCAGAGAAGGGCACCAAGAACUCGGAGCCGGAGAACGUGGUCCCAUCCCGGCUGGACAUUCGCGUUGGCAAAGUGAUCAGUGUGGAAAAGCACCCAGACGCCGACAGCCUGUACGUGGAGAAGAUCGAUGUGGGCGAGCCUGAGCCCCGCACCGUGGUCAGUGGCCUGGUGCAGUUCGUCCCCAAGGAGCAGCUGCAGGACAGGCUGGUGGUGCUGCUUUGCAACCUCAAGCCCCAGAAGAUGAGGGGUGUGGAGUCGCAGGGCAUGGUGCUGUGUGCCUCCAGCGUGGGGGAGCCGCGGCAGGUGGAGCCCCUGGACCCGCCGGCCGGGUGCUGCGCCGGGGAGCGCGUCUACGUGGAGGGCUACGAGGGCGGGGAGCCCGACGAUGAGCUCAAGCCGAAGAAGAAGGUCUUUGAGGAGCUGCAGGCCGACUUCCGCGUCUCCGAGGACUGUGUCGCCCAGUGGAAGCAGAGAAACUUCCUGACCAAGCUGGGGAGAGUCUCCUGUAAAAGCCUGAAGGGAGGGAGCAUCAGCUAACAAGCGCCAGAGCCGCGGCUCGUGCCUCCUGCCUGGCCCCCUCCACCACCUCAGCCAGGCUCUCCUCCCUGGUCUCUGCCAUCUCCUCCCCAAGUGCCCCGAGCCGGGGGCUCAGCCCCGCGGGACCCGGGGGCUCUGGGACUGAAUUUGCAGCCUCCCACCUGGAGAGCUGCCUCCGACAUCCCCCUCGCCCUGGGCCCGCUCAGCCGGCGUCCGUGCCUUGGCUGCGGGCCAGCUCUGGGGGACUGGCGGUGGCACCACACCUAAGGGACCCGUGUGACUUGU
Messenger RNA from Pygoscelis adeliae (Adelie penguin), 1827 nucleotides. RefSeq names its product tyrosyl-tRNA synthetase (gene YARS1). Bases 1 to 1542 code for a protein of 513 amino acids. The record is from RefSeq and is a predicted model, not a curated record. The transcript is spliced from 13 exons. Gene Ontology annotation, molecular function: tRNA binding; tyrosine-tRNA ligase activity; ATP binding. Gene Ontology annotation, biological process: tyrosyl-tRNA aminoacylation. Lineage: Eukaryota; Metazoa; Chordata; Aves; Sphenisciformes; Spheniscidae.